This is a messenger RNA of Propithecus coquereli (Coquerel's sifaka), 1608 nucleotides long. It is a transcript of the gene STXBP4, whose product is annotated as syntaxin binding protein 4. The record is from RefSeq and is a predicted model, not a curated record. Lineage: Eukaryota; Metazoa; Chordata; Mammalia; Primates; Indriidae. The coding region runs from base 10 to 1608 and encodes 532 amino acids. Gene Ontology annotation, molecular function: syntaxin binding. Gene Ontology annotation, biological process: regulation of insulin secretion involved in cellular response to glucose stimulus; insulin receptor signaling pathway. The transcript is spliced from 16 exons. Gene Ontology annotation, cellular component: cytoplasmic vesicle.
GGUGAAAGCAUGUAUAAAAAUACAUCUGCUGUAGUAUCAUCCAGUCUACUUGAAAAAGAUCCUGCCUUUCAGAUGAUUACAAUUACCAAGGAAACAGGGCUUGGUCUGAAGAUCCUAGGAGGAAUUAACCGGAAUGAAGGCCCAUUGGUAUAUAUUCAGGAAAUCAUUCCUGGAGGAGACUGUUAUAAGGAUGGUCGUUUGAAGCCAGGAGAUCAACUUGUCUCAGUAAACAAGGAAUCUAUGAUUGGUGUAUCAUUCGAAGAAGCAAAAAGGAUAAUUACCAGAGCCAAGUUGAGGUCAGAAUCUGCUUGGGAGAUAGCAUUCAUAAGACAAAAAUCUGACAGCAAUCACCCAGAAAAGCUAUCAUGUACAUCCCUUUUAGAAGCUUCAGAAGAAUAUGGACCUCAAGCCUCAACAUUUAGUCUUCUUUCUUCUCCCCCUGAAAUACUAAUUCCAAAGACUUCAUCCACUCCCAAAAUUAAUGAUGCCAUUUUACCUUCUUAUAAGAUAAGUCAGAUAAAAACUGGAUACAACAAAACAGAACAGACUCCAAUUACUUCUUCAGACAACAGCACUACGGAUAUGUCUAAUACAGAAUUGUUUACUAUUGCCGCUCUAAAUUAUCUUGGUAUUCAGCCUACAAAGGAACAACACCAAACCCUGAGACAGCAAGUACAAGCAGACUCAGAGGGGACAGUGGCUUUUGGAGAUUUUGUCCAGGUUGCCAAAAACUUAUUUUGCUUGCAGUUGGAUGAAGUAAAUGUUGGUGCACAUGAAAUUUCCAACAUACUAGAUUCACAGCUUCUGCCCUGUGAUUCUUUAGAAGCAGAUGAAAUAGAAAGGCUUAAGCGUGAAAGAAAUGAUGCCUUGAAAGAAGUGAAUAUACUUAAGGAAAAAUUAUUUGAAUCAGAGAAGCAAAGGAAAGAAUUGACAGAAGAGCUCCAGAAUGUGAAACAAGAAGCCAAAGCUGUAGUUGAAGAAUCCAGAGCCCUGCGAAGUCGGAUUCAUCUUGCCGAAGCGGCACAGAGGCAGGCACACGGCAUGGAAAUGGACUAUGAAGAAGUGAUCCGUCUGUUAGAGGGCGAGAUUACAGAGCUAAAGGCUCAGCUUGCUGAUUAUUCCGACCAAAAUAAAGAAAAUGUUCAGGAUUUAAGAAAGAGAAUAACAGUACUUGACUGCCAAUUGCGAAAAUCAGAAAUGGCUCGAAAAACCUUUGAGGAAUCCACUGAAAAACUUCUUCAUUUUGUAGAGGCUAUUCAAGAAAUAUUUUCUGAGAAUUCUGCUCCCUUAUCAAACUUAAGUGAAAGAAGAGCUAUGUUAGCUUCUAAAACUUCCCUCACAUCACUGGGAAGGAAUGGACGUAACAUCCCAGCAACCCUGGCGCUUGAAUCUAAGGAACUUGUUAAAUCUGUUCGUGCCGUACUUGAUAUGGAUUGUUUACCUUAUGGGUGGGAGGAAGCUUACACAGCAGAUGGAAUCAAGUACUUCAUCAAUCAUGUAACACAGACUACAUCCUGGAUCCAUCCCGUGAUGAGUGUCCUGAAUCUGUCUUGCUCAGAGGGGAAUGAAGAGGAUUGCUCUAGAGAACCUCCCGACCAGAAAUGUUGA